Manihot esculenta (cassava) is the source of this 1180-nucleotide messenger RNA. RefSeq lists its product as uncharacterized. The transcript is spliced from 2 exons. The coding region runs from base 141 to 1148 and encodes 335 amino acids. The record is from RefSeq and is a predicted model, not a curated record. NCBI's taxonomy places the organism in Eukaryota, Viridiplantae, Streptophyta, Magnoliopsida, Malpighiales, Euphorbiaceae.
CUUCACCUCCACAUAACUCAUCUCAACCAUCCACACUCUCUCCCACCUAAAUCCAACGGUACUUCCUCUCUAUAUAAUCUCUGCUUCCCAUCCCUGAAACCAAACACGGCAGAGAGGUAAGGUUCAAUCCAGAAUUCCAAAUGGGUUCAUUCUCACUUCAAACUGUACUGAUUUCUACUGGUGUUUUGUUCAUGGCUUUGUUUCUCAAAGCCUCUGUUCCAUUGAUGGUAGAUUUCUCUGUUUAUCAAGCUCCUCUUUUAUGGAGCUCCUUCGCUUCAUGGCUUAAACCUCCUUAUCUUUACGUUAUUGUCAACUGCAUCAUUAUAACCAUCGUUGCCUUCUCUCGCUUCCACCAUACCCAUGGUGCUGAUAAUGAACAGCAGGAGCAAAUACGAUCUGUUUCGAAAAUCUCGGUUCGUGAGCCGGAUCAGUUCUCGGCUGCUGAGUUUCGCUCUGAUUACGGGUCGACGGUGGUGGUGGCGGAGGAUGUAUAUGAGAAAGGAGAGGAGAAGGCUGGUGCUGGUGCUUGUGCAGCUCUUUUUUUUGAGGAUAAGAGUACUGUGUUGGUGAACGGUUCGGUGGAGGUUGAGGAUAAAGAGGAUGAAGAUGACUAUGUAAUCUCGAAGUCCACGUGGAUUCCUCCGAAGCGCAUGGAUUCGUCGGAGAAUCUGAUGGAGCUUCUUCUACCGGCUGAGAAACCUCUGGUUUCUGCUCGGUUUGGUAACCGGAAACCGGUCAGAGCUAGUCCUGAAGGAGGAAAAGCGUUGAGAGUUGCAAAGCCGAAACGGCAGGAGACGCUGGAGAACACGUGGAAAAUGAUAACGGAGGGCCGAGCAAUGCCGUUAACAAGGCACUUGAAGAAAUGCGAGACGUUUGAGAAUCACGGCCGUCAAGUCAACGUUUGUGAAGUGAACCCUUCUGCUCUACCUCUUAAAUCAGAGACGUUCAAAGACAGGACCAAUUACCAACUGCCACCUGUGGGUAACUCUCCUGUGUCAGGGAAGCUGAGAAAAGAUCCGUCGCUGAGUCAGGACGAGCUGAACCGGCGAGUGGAGGCGUUUAUUAAGAAGUUCAAUGAGGAGAUGAGAUUGCAGAGACAAGAAUCAUUGAAUCAGUACAAAGAAAUGAUUGCUCGUGGAAGCCAGUAAUUAUAAUUACUUCAUAAUAUAGUUUUUUUUUU